AUGUCUUCAAAACCAGGACAUAUCAUGCAAAACCCAUCUCCUAGGUUUCAGCCUCAGACAAGAUCUCCUCAUCAUCAUGACCAGCAUCAACAUCUCUCAAAUCCUUACCCAACAACAUUUGUUCAAGCAGACACUUCCACUUUCAAACAAGUUGUUCAGAUGCUCACCGGCUCUUCCACCGAUACCACCACCGGAAAACACCACGAAGCUCCUUCUUUGGCGAACAACAACAACGGCAAAGGAGGUUUCUCGAUUCCACCCAUCAAGAAAACGAGCAGCUUCAAGCUCUACGAAAGAAGACAAAACAAUAACAACAUGUUUGCCAAGAAUGAUCUAAUGAUCAAUACUUUAAGGCUUCAAAAUUCCCAGAGAUUGAUGUUCUCAGGAGGAAACAGUACUGCUCAUCAAAGCCCAAGAUUCUCUCCGAGGAACAGCUCAUCAGAGAAUAUACUUCUGUCUCCAAGCAUGCUAGAUUUCCCGAAGCUAGGGCUAAACAGUCCCGUGACGCCACUAAGAAGCAACGAUGACCCCUUUAACAAGUCAUCGCCUUUAUCAUUAGGGAACUCAUCUGAAGAAGACAAAGCCAUUGCUGAGAAAGGCUUUUAUCUUCAUCCUUCUCCAAUCUCAACUCCUAAAGACUCGCAGCCACUGCUUCUUCCUCUUUUUCCGGUUUCUUCUCCGACGAAUCCAUAA
Messenger RNA from Microthlaspi erraticum, 693 nucleotides. The record is from the annotation of a GenBank genome assembly. NCBI's taxonomy places the organism in Eukaryota, Viridiplantae, Streptophyta, Magnoliopsida, Brassicales, Brassicaceae.